UAUAAAGCUAAUCGACGGUCGGCCAUCUUUUCCCGGUUCGUUGUCGUUCACCGCCGCGCAGCUGGCUGACAAAUCAUUUCUUCUUUGAAGCGAAGCAGCAGACAUGCCUACUAAAGUCUUUUUCGACAUCAGCAUUGACGGCAGUGCUGCUGGCCGCGUGGUGAUGGAGCUGCGCGAAGACGUGGUUCCCAAGACGGUGGAAAAUUUCCGCGCCCUUUGCACCGGCGAGAAGGGUUUCGGCUACAAGGGGAGCGUCUUCCACCGCAUCAUCCCUGGGUUCAUGUGCCAGGGCGGCGACUUCACCAACCACAACGGAACCGGAGGCAAGUCCAUCUACGGGAACAAGUUCCCUGACGAGAACUUUCAACUUAAGCAUACGGGACCUUACAUCUUAUCCAUGGCCAAUGCUGGACCCAACACCAACGGGUCGCAGUUCUUUAUCUGCACUGCCAAGACCAGCUGGUUGGACGGCAAACACGUGGUUUUCGGCAACGUGGUGGAGGGCCAAGAUGUGGUGACAAAAAUGGAGGCCGUGGGCUCCCAAAGCGGAAAGACUUCCAAAAAGGUCUCUAUCGCUGACUGCGGACAGCUCUGAGAGCACCCCUGACGCGUCCUCUCCCCCCCCCCCCCGACCCCGAUCAUUCAUUCCACAUUCCGGCUGAUAGUGGAACAACUCAUUUCCUUUUUUUUUUUUUUUUUUUUUUUGGUUUUUGGUAAAUUUUUUAAUUAUUUUUUUUUGUUGUUGUAACGAUUCCAAACUCGUUGCCACAUUUGUGACUUUGCCUUGACACGUUUGAAUUUCAUUAACGCUCUUCUCCAAAACGGUUUUUCUUUUCUUGGAUGAAAUAAAAGAUGGCCCUGAUGACUCGA
Molecule: messenger RNA, 870 nt
Organism: Corythoichthys intestinalis (scribbled pipefish)
Lineage: Eukaryota; Metazoa; Chordata; Actinopteri; Syngnathiformes; Syngnathidae
Gene: ppiaa
Product: peptidylprolyl isomerase Aa (cyclophilin A)
Exons: 4
Coding region: 104-595 (163 amino acids)
Biological process (GO): protein folding; protein peptidyl-prolyl isomerization
Cellular component (GO): intracellular membrane-bounded organelle
Molecular function (GO): peptidyl-prolyl cis-trans isomerase activity
Source: RefSeq, a predicted model, not a curated record